AUGUUUUCACUUUCUAUUCCACUCUUUCUUUAUCUGUUUAUCUAUCUAUCUAUCUAUCUAUCUAUCUCUCUAUCUAUCUAUCUAUCUAUGACGCUGUGUAUAAACAACGAUUUCACUUUCUCUCUCUCUCUCUCUCUCUCUCUCUCUCUAUCUAUCUACCUCUCUCUCUCUAAUAUAUGCGUGUAUGUGUGCACGUUUCCUUUCUCUUUUUAUCUAAGUUUUCUUCCCCAUCAAUCGCUAGAAGGUCACCUUUCAAAAACAGAAGUCCAUAAUGAAAAUUACGAUGCCAGACGCUUCUUUUUUCUUCGAUCGCAUUAUCUAUCUAUCUAUCUAUCUAUCUAUCUAUCUAUCUAUCUAUCUAUCUAUCUAUCUAUUUCAGUUUCUAUCCCCCUCCCUCUCUAUCUAUUUCAGUUUCUAUCUAUCUAUCUAUCUAUCUAUCUAUCUAUCUAUUUCAGUUUCUAUCCCCCUCCCUCUCUAUCUAUUUCAGUUUCUAUCUAUCUAUCUAUCUAUCUAUCUAUCUAUCUAUCUAUCUAUCUAUCUAUCUAUCUAUCUAUCUAUUUCAGUUUCUAUCCCCCUCCCUCUCUAUCUGUUUCAGUUUCUAUCUAUCUAUCUAUCUAUCUAUCUAUCUAUCUAUCUAUCUAUCUAUCUAUCUAUCUAUGUAUUUCAUUUUCUAUCCUCCACCCUCUCGAUCUAUUUCAGUUUCUAUCUAUCUAUCUAUCCUACCUAUUUCAGAUUUUUUCUUAG
Molecule: messenger RNA, 744 nt
Organism: Acanthosepion pharaonis
Lineage: Eukaryota; Metazoa; Mollusca; Cephalopoda; Sepiida; Sepiidae
Source: the annotation of a GenBank genome assembly